GACAGCUAAAGAUAAGGCAUGCUUGAGAUGAAGUAAGAAAGAAAAACAGAGAAAAUAUAAUAAUGGAAGGAAAGUUGUCGCGUGCAGCAAAGAAGAUUACAUCGUCUUCCAUUCAAGAACUGUCCCAGCUCGCUCAGAGAUGCAACGCCAUCAACCUCGCCGAGGGCUUCCCCGACUUCCCCUCCCCUCCCCACCUCAAAAACGCCGCCGUUUCUGCCAUCAAUUCCGACUUCAACCAGUACAGGCACGUGCAAGGUGUGUGUGAUCUCUUGGCCAAGAUGGUGAAGCAAAUGCAUGGUUUAGACAUCGACCCUGUUACUGACGUAGCUAUUUGCUGCGGUCAAAGCGAGGCAUUCGCAGCUGCAAUCUUUGCAACAAUUGAUCCGGGUGACGAAGUCAUACUUUUUGACCCUUCCUAUGAAACGUAUGAAGGAUGUGUUGCCAUGGCCGGGGGAGUCCCUAUUCACGUGCCACUUGACCCGCCUCAAUGGACUCUGGAUCCAAGCAAAUUACUCCGAUCAUUUACUGAGAAAACCAAAGCCAUAGUGCUGAACAGUCCUCACAAUCCUACUGGAAAGGUUUUCACAAAAGAGGAACUUGAGAUUAUUGCUGGAGAAUGCUGCAGCCGGAAUUGCCUGGCUAUAACAGAUGAAGUAUAUGAGCAUAUAACGUAUGACAACCUAAAACAUAUAUCCCUGGCCUCAUUUCCUGGAAUGCUAGAGCGGACUGUUAUAACGUCUUCUUUGUCAAAAUCAUUCAGCGUCACAGGUUGGAGGGUUGGAUGGGCAAUUGCACCAGCUUUUCUUGCGUCUGCUAUCAGAAAUAUUCACGGAAGAGUUACAGAUUCUGCUCCGGCACCUUUUCAGGAAGCUGCAUUGACUGCUUUGAGAAGUCCCCCUGAAUACUUUGAAUCACUCAGAAGAGACUAUCAAUCAAAAAGAGACUAUAUCAUCAAGUUGCUAGAUGGAGUAGGUUUUAAGAUAGUGUUUAUACCUCAGGGUUCCUUCUUCUUAUUUGCCGAGCUUCCUGACAAUUGGCUCCUUUCAGAUGUAGAAUUUGUUAAGAAACUGAUAAUAGAAGCAGGGGUAGUGGCUGUUCCAGGUCAAGGAUUUUUUCAUACAAACUUGUCUUCAAAUGAAGUUUCUAGCUUAAACUACCAGAAGAGAUACGUCAGGUUUGCGUUCUGCAAGAGUGAUACAACUUUGACUACGGUUGCAGAAAGACUGGGUAAGCUUUUGGAUGCUGCAGGGCAUCUUGCGCUACACUAAAUUGGAAGAAAGAAUAAUGGAACGACAGGAACAACUAUGAUUGAGGAUGGUCGAAUUAAUGAAGCUUGUUAAAGAUUCAUUUGACCGAAAGACUGAAAUAAGCUAGGCUUCUAUUUGAUUAGUUUAUAAUAGACGAGUGUAUUGGAUUAGUUUAUUUCAAUGCAUUAAAAGCAUUUUCAGCUAGUUGCUUAAGGAAUUGCCUAUUUCAAGACAUCAUUGCUUAGUUUUUUUUAUUUCAUUUAAUUAGAGGAUAUUUAUGUAUCAUGUUCGUUGCUUAAAAUUAAGCUUGGUUAUUUCUAUAAAUAACAUUGCUUAAGAUUAAAA
This is a messenger RNA of Glycine soja, 1592 nucleotides long. RefSeq names its product probable N-succinyldiaminopimelate aminotransferase DapC. The record is from RefSeq and is a predicted model, not a curated record. Gene Ontology annotation, molecular function: L-kynurenine:2-oxoglutarate transaminase activity; pyridoxal phosphate binding. Bases 63 to 1268 code for a protein of 401 amino acids. The transcript is spliced from 9 exons. Gene Ontology annotation, cellular component: cytoplasm. NCBI's taxonomy places the organism in Eukaryota, Viridiplantae, Streptophyta, Magnoliopsida, Fabales, Fabaceae. Gene Ontology annotation, biological process: biosynthetic process.